AUGUCUUGCUACGCUGAAGCCCACGCCAACCCAAAUGGCCCUGGCGACGCGCGUCCGACGGCCCUGAAAAUCAUCGAGGACGAGGGUGUGAAGGGAAAGCUCGCGGGUAAGGUCAUUAUCAUCACCGGUACUUCUUCCGGCAUCGGUAUCGAGACCACUCGCGCCCUGUCCGCCACUGGCGCCACCCUCUUUCUCACAGCCCGAGACGUCGCCAAGGCUCAGUCCGCCCUCAUUGGUAUCUUCGAUCAAUCCCGCAUGGAGAUCAUCAAGAUGGACCAGGCAAGCCUCUCUUCUGUCCGGGAUGCCGCCGCCGCCAUUCUUGCCAAGACUACCAAGAUUCACCUCCUAGUGAACAACGCUGGCAUUAUGGCCAUCCCCGACCACCGCCUUACCGCCGAGGGCCACGAGCUCCAGUUCGGCACAAACCACCUAUCCCAUUUCCUCUUUUACAAGCUCUUGGAACCUGCGCUUCUUGCUGCAGCCUCCCCGAGUCUACCGUCACGCGUCGUCAAUCUCUCGUCUACUGCUCACAACGUCCAUGGAAUAAAUGACCCCGACAACUACGACUUCCAGAAAGGCGACUAUGAUGCCAGUGUGGCCUACGGACAAUCCAAAACGGCCAACAUUUACAUGGCUAACGAGAUCGAGCGCCGCUACGGGUCGAGUCACCUACACGCAACGAGCGUCCAUCCCGGUAUUGUCCAAACGGGGCUGACCCAGCACAUGCCCCCGGAUGCCUUCAAGGGGAUGGAGUACUUGUAUCCCACAAUGAAAAGUAUUGAACAGGGUGCCGCAACUUCAGUAUGGGCGGCUGUGGGCAAGGCAUGGAAACAUGAAGGUGGCAAGUACCUUGUCAACUGCGCCGUAGCAGAGCCGUAUGUUGAAGGAGAUAAUAAGUUUCUUGCGCUCGGAUAUGCGCCGUACGCCUAUGAUAUAGAAAAGGCAAAGAGGUUGUGGAGUCACUCGCUUAAGAUUGUGGGAUUGCCUGACGAGGCGUAG
Colletotrichum abscissum is the source of this 999-nucleotide messenger RNA. Its product is annotated as WW domain-containing oxidoreductase. Lineage: Eukaryota; Fungi; Ascomycota; Sordariomycetes; Glomerellales; Glomerellaceae. The transcript has a single exon. The record is from RefSeq and is a predicted model, not a curated record. The coding region runs from base 1 to 999 and encodes 332 amino acids.